Molecule: messenger RNA, 1611 nt
Organism: Cricetulus griseus (Chinese hamster)
Lineage: Eukaryota; Metazoa; Chordata; Mammalia; Rodentia; Cricetidae
Source: RefSeq, a predicted model, not a curated record
GCCAGCUGCGUCUUCUUCGCUUCCUCACCCGAACCUCAGCAGCCAGCGUCCUGGCGUCUGACCUCGCCAUGCCUAGCCUUUGGGAUCGUUUCUCGUCCUCCUCCUCCUCCUCCUCUUCGUCCUCGUCCGGAACUCCAGCCACUGAUCGGCCGCCGCGCUCCGCCUGGGGGUCUGCGGCCCGAGAAGAGGGCCUUGACCGCUGCGCGAGCCUGGAGAGCUCGGACUGUGAGUCCUUGGACAGCAGCAACAGUGGCUUCGGACCGGAGGAAGACUCCUCAUACCUGGAUGGGGUGUCCCUGCCCGACUUUGAGCUGCUCAGUGACCCGGAGGAUGAGCAUCUGUGUGCCAACCUGAUGCAGCUGCUGCAGGAGAGCCUGUCCCAGGCGCGAUUGGGCUCGCGGCGCCCCGCGCGCCUGCUAAUGCCAAGCCAGCUGGUGAGCCAGGUGGGCAAGGAACUCCUGCGCCUGGCUUACAGCGAGCCGUGCGGCCUGCGGGGGGCACUGCUGGACGUCUGUGUGGAGCAAGGCAAGAGCUGCCAUAGCGUGGCUCAGCUGGCCCUCGACCCCAGCCUGGUGCCCACCUUUCAGCUGACCCUGGUGCUGCGCCUGGACUCUCGCCUCUGGCCCAAAAUCCAGGGGCUGUUGAGUUCCGCUAACUCUUCCUUGGUCCCUGGCUACAGCCAGUCCCUGACGCUGAGCACCGGCUUCAGAGUCAUCAAGAAGAAACUCUACAGCUCCGAACAGCUGCUCAUUGAAGAGUGUUGAACUUCGUCCUGGGGGCGAGGGGGCUCGCAUUGCCCCCAAAGUGCAGACAGGAAAGUUUUGUGGUGGAGACGAGCAGGCAAGGACUGAAGGACUGAUGCCUGCGUUAGAAAGCUGACAAUAGCCACCGGAGGGGCGCAGGGCCCGUUGGAGAAGGAAGUGUCAAGGAAGGUCGCUAGGUUGUGUGCAGGUGGCUCCCUGUUGGGGCACAUGCUCUUAGUACUGUAGCAUGAAACAAAGGCUUAGGGGCCACACAGGCUUCUGGCUGGAUGUGUAUGUAGCAUGUACCUUUUAUAUUAUUAUUAUUAUUACUGACAGUUACAACAACAGUAGUGUGACAGAGCCAAAAGGGCAGCUGGUCUGCGCUGGCGUCUGCCAGGGGUGUGUGCUGAGGGGAGGAGGGGGGUAGGUCUUGGAGAUAGUUCGUGUAUCUCAUGGUCUGAAAGGACCAAGUGUGUUUGUCGUUUGUUUUGUAUCUUUUGUGUUUUGGGGGAUGGGAGCUUCACUACUGACCUGUUCGAGGCAGCUAUCUUACAGCCGCAUGAAUGUAAGAGUAGGACGGGGUGGGUGUUGGGAUCAUUUGGGAUCUUUGACACUUGAAAAAAGUAACACCUGGGAGCUUUGUCCAGCCCAUUCCCUGCCAUGGACUGGAGGAUUGAACUGUGAGGGGAUGGGUCUGAAGGGGGUGGGGUGGGGGGCUGGAACCCCUCCCCCAGAGGAGUGGCCACCUGGGUCUUCCAUCUAGAACUGUUUACAUGAAGAUACUCACGGUUCAUGAAUACACUUGAUGUUCAAGUAUUAAGACCUAUGCAAUAUUUUUACUUUUCUAAUAAACAUGUUUGUUAAAACA